AUGCCUUCGCCAUCAGACCGUGUCAGAAACUUGGUCACACAACUCUCCCUUGAAGAGAAAUGCGCUUUGUUAGCUGGAAAGAAUAUGUGGGAGACACUGGAUAUUCCACGACUGGGUAUUCGCUCCUUGAAGACAACCGAUGGGCCAGCCGGAGUCCGGGGCGCCAAAUGGACAGACGGUUCCCAUACUACCUUCAUCCCCUGUGGCAUCUCACUGGGAGCAACAUUCGACCCUGAUAUUGUGCAGUGUAUUGGCAGGGUGCUUGGAGCCGAAGCUCUGGGAAAGAAAGCUCAUGUGUUGCUGGCACCUACCAUGAAUCUGAGUCGCUCUCCAUUUGGUGGACGGAACUUUGAGAACUUCGGGGAGGAUCCUUUCUUGACCGGAGUAAUGUCUACACAUUAUAUCAAGGGGAUUCAGAGUCAGGGAGUGGGCGCUUGUAUGAAACACUACGUCGCCAAUGAUCAGGAAACGCGUCGAUUCAACAUGGAUGAGAAGAUUGACGAGCGAACCCUUCGCGAAAUCUACCUAAAGCCGUUUCAUAUGACCUUGAAAGCCGACCCCUGGACCGUCAUGGCAGCCUACCCGAAAAUCAAUGGCGAACAUGCGGAUACAAGCCAGCAUCUCUUGCGCGAAAUCUUGCGCGAAGAAUGGGGCUAUGAUGGACUAGUCAUGAGCGACUGGGGUGGUUUGAACUCAACCAUAGGAAGCAUCAAGGCUACCACUGACUUGGAGAUGCCGGGGCCUCCUUUGAGGUAUGGUGGCGCUCUUGUGGACGCAGUGCGCAACAAGCAGGUUUCUGAGAAGGGGGAUAUCGAUCCGGCAGUUUGCCGCUUAUUGACUCUUCUUGAGCGAGCGGGCCUCCUGUCCGGCAACUUGAAAGAGGUAUACAAUGGACAGGAGAUCGCACCUGAGAUCAUUGAUGUGAAGAAGGAAGAGCGAAGUCAAGACAGACCUGAUUUCAGAGAAGCAGCACGCAAGGCAGCAUCCUCAGGAAUCGUGCUUCUGAAAAACGAGGAUAACACACUCCCUCUGAAGCCCUCUUCUUUGAAUUCUUUGGCUAUGAUUGGUCCAAAUGCAAAGACACCAACUGCUGGAGGCACAGGAAGUGCAGUUGUCAAUCCAUACUAUAUUACGACGCCCUAUGAUUCUCUCGCUGAGGGGAUCCGGUCUUCAAACCCUGCCAUUGAAAUUCGAUACGAGCCAGGCAUCUUGACCCACCUUCACCUGCCCAUGCUGGGAAACAUUCUCACUCGUCCCGAUGGGUCCGCCCCUGGACUAGAAGUGGACUUUUACCACGGCGACAAUUUUGAGGGUGAAAUCGUUGCUACGACAUAUUGGCACAACUCAAUGGUUUACUUGAUGAGCGAUGGCGAUAUUCCGUCCAGCCUUCAGGGCAAGCCAUACUGCUUCCGUGCUCGUGGAAGAUUUACACCUACUGUCAGUGGACUUUAUGAUUUCAGCCUGUCAAACACAGGGAGGGCAGUCCUCUUCAUCAACGGUGAACAGUUCAUCGACAACCAAGAAUGGUCAACGAUUUGUGCAAACUUUAUGAAUUGCAGCAGCCCAGACAAGCUCAACUUCAAGUGGCUUGAAGCAGACACCUCGUACGAUUUCCGAAUCGACAACGUCGCAGUGGCGCCUCCGACAAGACCUCAUGAUAACACCUUGUUUCACCGAAUCGCUGGUGUAAAAGUAGGAAUGCUUAUUCGCCAUGACGAGGAUCAAAUGAUCGAGUCCGCGAUUGAAGCUGCCAAAGAGUCAGAAGUAGCCGUCAUCGUUGUCGGUCACAACAAUGACACAGAGCGUGAAGGUUGCGACCGGGCCGAACUCGAGCUUCCGCGCAGAACAAACGAGCUUGUCGAGAGGAUAUCUGCCGUCAACCGCAAUACCAUCGUCGUCACGCAGAGUGCUUGUGCAAUAGCAAUGCCAUGGGCUGCCAAAGUUCGCGCGAUUGUCCACGCUUGGUAUCAAGGGCAAGAAAACGGGAACGCCUUGGCCGAUGUGCUUUUGGGGAUUGUGAACCCCUCUGGGAAGCUCCCUGUGACGUUCCCUCGAGCUAUUGAGGACCAUGGCUCGCAUAAGUGGUUCCCCGGCGAUCCUGUUACAGACCAGGCAGAGUAUGGUGAAGGUGUGCUCGUUGGCUAUCGCUGGUUUGAUGCGAUGAAGCUUGAGCCACUGUGGCCUUUCGGGUAUGGGCUCUCUUAUACUUCCUUCCAGAUAUCUGAGGUGGAUGUCAAUGGCGACAUUUCCUCUGAUGGAUCAUCAAAUACUAUCGUACGCGCAUCUGUCAUGAAUAUUGGCCAGAAAACUGGCAGCGAGGUUGUGCAGGUUUAUCUCAGCCCGUCUCCUUCGAUGGGUGACUUGCCCAAAGCCCCACUGUCGCUCGCUGGAUUCACAAAGGUGAAUUUGUCACCUGAGGAGAAGACUACUGUUUCAAUUCCCAUUGAUCGCGAGUCUGUUGCGUGGUUUGACGUCACAAAGACAGGGGAUGACAGUUCUAGAGGGGCUUGGCGAGUAGACAAUGGUACCUAUUUCGCAUUCGUCGGGAGUAGUUCUCGAGAUAUCGUUGCAAAAGUCGAAGUGAAUGUUAAAUAG
This is a messenger RNA of Penicillium brevicompactum, 2595 nucleotides long. RefSeq lists its product as uncharacterized. Gene Ontology annotation, molecular function: beta-glucosidase activity. Gene Ontology annotation, biological process: glucan catabolic process. The record is from RefSeq and is a predicted model, not a curated record. Bases 1 to 2595 code for a protein of 864 amino acids. Lineage: Eukaryota; Fungi; Ascomycota; Eurotiomycetes; Eurotiales; Aspergillaceae. The transcript has a single exon.